Messenger RNA from Gryllus bimaculatus (two-spotted cricket), 1596 nucleotides. NCBI's taxonomy places the organism in Eukaryota, Metazoa, Arthropoda, Insecta, Orthoptera, Gryllidae. The record is from the annotation of a GenBank genome assembly.
ACUGUAAUGUAUUUCUUCGUGUGCAAGGUGUAUGUGGCUGAUGUUUAGCGAGUGUGUCGUGUAGGUGAUUAUUUGUACAUAUAAAGAAUGGUAUAUUCAACCACAAUGCGCUACAUAGAAACGUAUGAAGCGAGGAGGAUGACGCAUUCACAAGAAUCCCGGGUGUCAAGUUCACAGGACACGCUGUUUUUGAGAGAAGAAAACAGAACCAGUGUAUCAGCACUGGUGAAUGGAAUUAAUGCCUGUUUGAAUGGAGCUGAUGUAAGUGUAAAUAAUGAUCAAUUAAAAGUGGAAAAAAUGGCAGCCACAAGUAACCAAGAAGGAAGUAAUGAGCAGACGUCAUACCCAUGGCUCCCAAAAUUUGAGGAAUCGUGUCGUUCUGCGUUAGGUUGCAAAAGUAUCAAGAAAUUGGAGAACCUGAUCACAACAUUCCUGGGAUAUGUAUCAGAAAAAGUGAAAGAAUGCUAUACAAGACCUAAUCGUGCUGCCAAAUUGCGAAAGUGCAUAAAUGAGACAUUAUUGUUUUUUCACAUGUUUUAUCAAGAUGUAAGAAAGCCAGGAAAACGUUCAUCAUACCUAGAUUUGAUGUCAGAAUUGGUAGCCAUCCGACAAAAAGAGAAAGCUAAGAAGAUAACAUCCAGGCUUACCUCAGCAUUGUAUUUACUCUUAGAUAAGUCUGAGGAUCAUGUCUUGGAUGCCAUAUUGAAGGCAAAGCUGAUAAAUCAUCAGAGCAAAGAAGUGUGUCUUCCCAUGUUGGGGAAAAUUGUAAAUCAAGUUACAAUGCCAUUAAAUGAAAUGUCAUAUGUGCGUUAUGUGCUUAUAUUUAAACUUUUUAAGAAAGUUAUUCAGAGUAAAGGAAAGGAGAAACAACAGAAAUCUGAUGAAGAGAAACGAAUCAAUAAAUUGGCUGUGCUAAAAUUGAAACCACCAGACAACUUUGUAGAGAAAGCAAAAGUAUUUACUAAUGUUUUACCAAAGAUUCCUCCAAAAUCAAAGAAAAAUGUCACACAUUUUUUUAUGCAAGCCAAAUUAAAUUUAAAAAAUGCUUGCACUCACCUGAGCGUGGAAAAGGAAAAGGAUGUGGUGAUGGCAGUAGCAGUAGCAGUAGCACUGGCAAUGGAAGAGGAAGGGGCAGAGGCAGAGGCAGGGGUAAAGGCAGGGGCAAGGCUGGCAACACUCAGAAAGAUUUAACCUUCAUGAUUAACUGAGCACUGGAAGCGCAAUCACCUCAUUCACUCUGUUGGGAUAGCAUGUGAAGAUUUUCUGUGAAGAAUGGAAAUGUGUAUAAAGAAAGCUUUUAGAAAGCUGUACAUUUUUUGGACGAUUUGAAUGUAAUAGUGAAGGAUUUUUACUAGUACAUUUUUAUUGCCUGUGUAAAUUGCUUUAAAACAUUGUUUUAAGUCUUUGUAAAUAUAGAGUACAUGAAAGCACAACUUUCAGAUAAUGGUGCUAAAUUGAUGAAAAUUGCUUUUAGUUUAUUGGAAUAGUGUAUCUGCAGAUAUUAUUUUUCUAUAAAUGAAGCGAGUAUAGACCAUCCCACUAGCCCAUGAUCAAAGGUUGUGUUUUCAUUUGCAUUUGUCUCAUGUAUUGUACAGU